Molecule: messenger RNA, 2307 nt
Organism: Nakaseomyces glabratus
Lineage: Eukaryota; Fungi; Ascomycota; Saccharomycetes; Saccharomycetales; Saccharomycetaceae
Gene: TGL5
Product: triacylglycerol lipase
Biological process (GO): lipid metabolic process
Molecular function (GO): triacylglycerol lipase activity
Source: RefSeq, a predicted model, not a curated record
AUGGUGCUGACUAGACGUACGCUGCCGGUGACGGAGUUUCUCAUAGACAAAUACUAUGAAGUUGCGCAGUAUGGGCGAGUACUGCAUGAAGGAGAAGGAAGCGACACAGAGGGAGGUGAAGAGGAGCACACUAAGCUAGAGUUUGAGACGGAGGAGGCUGUGCCUGACUCCCGUGAGAGCACGCCUAGCUAUUCUGAGAUGGUUUAUGCGCAGCGGGCUGCGCUGAACCAGCGGCUGGCGAACUCCCAGUGGCUUAAAAUACCAAUGCCCCUGCUGGAUAAAUUGAAUAGCACUCUUCGGUGGUUAACCGGCAAGGAUCUGACUACGUGGGAGAUUGAAUAUGAGUUGAAGAAGAAUAGACAAUUAGCGAGGUCAUAUGAUGAUUGGAAGGCUAUCAGUUUACAAUUGGAUGAAUUGCAAGGUAAAGCUGAUUGGAAAGUUGAUGACGAGACAGAUCUUUAUGAUUACCAAGCUGUUCGCGCACUGACGCAUAAGAUGAAAGAACUACGUGAGAACAAGAAUUAUGCAGAAUUACUAUAUUAUAUCAGGACGACAUGGACAAGAAACUUUGGGAAUAUGGGCAAUGUUAACUUGUAUAGACACACGAAUCAUGGUACAAAAAAGCUCAUAGAAGCGUACUUAGCUGAGUCUAAACUAUGUGUGGAAGAACUUGUAUCUAAAUCAGGCUUUGAAAAUGAGUACUUGUUGGGGAUUCUGCAACAGACGAGGCGAAAUAUCGGUAAAUCAGCUCUGGUGUUGAGCGGUGGGGCAACAUUUGGGAUGUUUCAUAUUGGUGUACUGGCUGCUUUAUUUGAGGCUGAUCUAAUUCCUAGAGUAAUCAGUGGCACUAGCGCAGGCGCUAUUGUUGCUAGUAUAUUUUGUACUCAUACUACUGAGGAGAUACCAAGUUUACUAGAAAGCGUGCUUGGUAUGAGAUUCAAAAUUUUCAGAGAUGAAGACGAUUUAGAGACCACAGAAAAUGUAUUUGUCCAGAUGGCACGUUUUUUUAAGCAUGGAACCUGGUUUGAUAAUAGGCAUUUAAUAAAAACUAUGAAAGGCUUUUUAGGCGACUUAACUUUCAGAGAAGCAUAUAAUAGAACUGGAAAGAUUCUCAAUAUUAGUGUCUCAACUGCAAGCAUAUUUGAACAGCCCCGAUUAUUAAAUAACUUGACUGCACCAAAUGUACUGAUAUGGUCUGCUGUUUGUGCAUCCUGUUCUGUUCCAGGCGUGUUUCCUACGUGCCCAUUGUACGAGAAAGAUCCAAUUACAAACCAGUGUACCGUUUGGGGUGGAAGUACAUCUGUAAAAUUUAUGGAUGGGUCUGUGGAUAACGAUUUGCCGAUCUCUAGGCUGUCAGAAAUGUUCAAUAUUGAUCAUAUCAUAGCUUGCCAAGUUAAUGUUCACGUCUACCCAUUUCUAAAACUAUCGGUGUCUUGUGUAGGUGGGGAAUUGCAAAAUGAGACUAGUGCAAGGGUCAAGCAACAUAUUACCGGAUUUUGUAAUUACUUUUCCGAUGAAUUGGUGCAUUAUUUGGAAAUUUUGUCUGAACUUGGCAUUGCAGAAACUCUAUGUAACAAGUUAAGGUCCGUGAUAUCACAAAAAUAUUCAGGCGAUGUCACUAUAUUACCUAAAUUAGACAUGAUAUCUUGUGUGAAUGAACUCCUGAGCAAUCCAUCUCAAGAAUUCUUGCUUAAAGAAACGACGUUAGGUGCCAGAGCAACUUGGCCAAAUAUUCCAAUAAUAAAAAGUAACUGCACACAAGAGUUUAUUUUGGACAAGGCAAUUGCAUAUUUGAAAGAGCAAAUAAUCGUAUCAUCCUCAUCUGAUAUCCCUGCUAAUAUUUCUUACGGUGCUAUGGAAAGGGUGAUGCUUUCUAAUGAUCCCAAAAAGAGGCAAUUAUCAAACCAGAGUACCGACGAUACUUUUGAGGAAAAUAAUGUUCUAGAUGAUAAUUUGAUGGAGAAUGAACCUACUAACUCUACAUUAUUGUUAAGGGAGAAUGCUUUCACAACAAUCCAUGACCCAUUGUUUCCAAGAGAGAAAUACCUGGCGCCAAUACCAAAGAAAAGAAGAAAUCACAGGAAAUCAGAAGCAUCAACUAGAGUACGUUCAAGAUAUGCUGUGGGCUCUUGUUCCUUUUCCGUUGGAUCUGCAACAAAAACCAUGGAAAUACUUCAGGUUAAAACCUCGAAGUCGGCUUCACCAAAAAAGUAUCAGAAUAUGCGUAUCAGUCCAGCUAUUAAAACCUCAGAUCGUGUGAUAUUUGGUAGUAAUAGAAAUGUUUUUGACUAUUUACAAAGAGAUUGA